Messenger RNA from Clonostachys rhizophaga, 1217 nucleotides. NCBI's taxonomy places the organism in Eukaryota, Fungi, Ascomycota, Sordariomycetes, Hypocreales, Bionectriaceae. The record is from the annotation of a GenBank genome assembly.
AUGGGUGAAGAUACGUUAGCUCUCACCCCGAAGGCAGUUGCCAGGUUGCAGGCCGCCACGGAGAAAGCCUCUAGACACUUCCGUUCUGAUGUUGUUACCGUACCAACACAAGCUAUGGUGCAGGUAAGAACACCUGUUUGUGGAAGGCCUCAAGGCGCCGAGCAUUAAUUCAUAAGUACAGUCAAUCAUUGAGGCAACCUUUGGCGAUGACACCUAUGACACUGAGGGUGAUCCAUCCGUGUCAGCGCUAGAGAACAAAAUAGCGGAGCUCACUGGAAAAGAAGCGGCCCUGUGGACAAUGUCCGGGACACAAGGGAACCAGAUUUGCCUGCGAGUCCAUUUGACACAACCGCCUCAUAGUGUUCUUGUCGAUGCUCGAAGCCACAUUCAGUGUAUGGAGACUGGAGGACUGGCUGUUUUCUCCCAAGCUAUCCCAUUGCAUUAAAGCCAGCAAACGGUGUAUAUCUUACUCUCGAAGAUGUGCAAAGGAAUAUGAUUCCAGAGGGCAACAGUGAGUUUUGGAAGAGAAUGCAUGACACGGUUCAGAACUAAUUGUCAUGAACAGUCCAUCACGCGGAAACACGUGUAGUGUGCCUGGAGAAUACGCUCGCCGGUACAAUCCUCCCUCUCGAAGAAGCUAAGAAAAUAUCCGAAUUCGUCCGGUCAUAUUCUGUUCCCGCAGGAACAAACCCGGUGGUUAUGCAUCCUGACGGCGCUCGCAUCUUUGAUGCCGCGGCCGCGGAAGGCGGGUCGCUCAAAGAGUGCACAGCAUGCUUUGACAGUGUGUCAAUCUGUCUAGCCAAAGGUUUGGGAGCACCUAUGGGUAGUAUAAUUGCUGGGACUAAGGCAUUCAUCGAGCGAGCAAGAUACUUUAAGAAAAUGUUUGGCGGUGCUAUACGACAAUCCGGGAUGAUGGCUGCGGCAGCGCUGGCGGCAAUGAAAAUUACACUUCCCAAACUCAAAACCAUACAUUCGUUGACCUAUAACAUAUCCACCAAGCUGGAAGCACUGGGCUACAAGUUGGCCCUUCCAGCACAAACUAAUAUGAUUGCUUUGGACCUGGCGGCGAUGGAAAUUCCUGGCUCUACCUUUGUCGAGUACUGUGCGAAAUACAGGCUCACUACAUUUCCCAGUGGUCGAAUUGUUUUCCAUCAUCAAGUGACAAAGGAAAAUGCGGCAAAUUUAGUUUCAGCACUAUCGAAACUAAUCAAGGAUAA